GUGUGUUUAAUUAGGGAGAAAGACAAAACCUGCAGUGUUGGGGGUUCUUCAGGACCAGGGUUGAGAAACACUGUGCUAAAUAGUUAUUUUAAAAUGAUGGCAAGUGUUCGUUUCGGAAUGAAGGCUAACACAUCUCAACAUUAUCCUACUUUAUGAUAUAGAAUAGGACAAAAGCUACAUUAUUGAAUAAUUUUAUAAAGCAGUAUUUAAUGACCCAAACAUACAGGACCUUUUUUUUUUUUUUAUAGAAUUCAGACAAAGUGGCAGAUGGCAACAGUUUCCUUGAUCUAGUCCUGUGGGCAUCAGUAUCACACAGUGAUCAUCACAGUUCACACCUGCAGUGAAGCUCCUCCCACAACAAUUCACCAAUAAAUACUGGGAAUAUUCACAUCAUCCUGCAAGAGAAGGACAAACUCCAGGUGUAGCAGCUGAAAUCUGUGUGAUUGAUAAAGAUGGAGUUUAUUAAAGAGGAGAUUGAAGACAUGAAUAUUUCAGAACCAUCCAGAAUAAAACAUGAAGAUACUGAGGAACAAAUAGACUGGAUGGAGAUGAAACCACAAAAACAUGAACUGAAUGAAGCAGAGGAGGAAAAGCAGAGCAUCAAAACUCAAAGAACAAAAGAUAAUAAGCCAUACACCUGCUCUCAGUGUGGAAAGAGUUUCAGUCAAAAAGGAAACCUUAAUAUACAUAUGAGAAUUCACACUGGAGAAAAACCGUUUACAUGCACUCAGUGUGAAAAGAGUUUUAGUCGAAAAGGAAACCUUAAGAUACACAUGAGGAUUCACAUUGGAGAAAAACCGUUUACAUGCACUCAGUGUGGAAAGGGUUUUGCUGGUGAAUCAGGUCUCAUAAAUCAUCUGCGCAUUCACUCUGGAGAAAAACAGUGUGAUCGGUAUGGUAAAGAUUUUAAUUCGUCAUCAAAUCUAAAAAAACACCUAAAAGUUCAUUCAGAUGAAAGGACUUUUGUGUGUUCUCUCUGUGGAAUGAGAUUUUCAAGUCUUUAUCAUUUUAAACUGCACAAGAAAACACAUAAAGAAGUGAGGGAUCAUGUGUGUUUGGAGUGUGGGAAGAGCUUUACUACAGCUGGUGAACUGAAACAGCACCAAAGAAUUCAUACUGGAGAAAAACCUUACAAGUGCUCAUAUUGUGACAAGAGUUUCACUCGUUCUGAAAACCUGAAAGUACAUGAGCGAGUUCAUACUGGAGAGAAGCCGUAUCGCUGUACACAGUGUGAGAAGACUUUCAAAUCUAAAACUGAUCUCAAGAAUCAUCUACUUCGUCACUCUGGAGAAAAGCCAUUUAACUGUGAUCAGUGUGGUAAAAAAUUUAUUUCAUCAUCACAUUUAAAACAACACCUAAACGUUCAUUCAGGUGAAAGGCCUUAUCUGUGUUCUUUCUGUGGAAAGAGUUUUUCAUGGCUGGACAGUUUAAAACUCCACCAGAAAUCACAUAAUGAAGUGAGAGAUCAUUUGUGUUCGGAGUGUGGGAAGAGUUUUACUAGAGCUGACUAUCUGAAAGAACAUCAAAGAAUUCAUACUGGAGAAAAACCUUACAAGUGCUCAUAUUGUGACAAGAGUUUUGCUCAGUCUGCACACCUGAAAUCGCAUGAGCGAGUUCAUACUGGAGAGAAGCCGUACUGUUGUACUCGGUGUGAGAAGAGUUUUAGACAUUUAUCAAGCCUUCUCACUCAUGUGAAAAUACGUUGCAAGUGAGCAACAUUUGUUGUAUCUUGAAUGUAUUUGUUUCUCGAAUACAUUCAAGUAAAUAGUAUGAGAUAUAAUAUGGAGUUUGUCCUAAAAGCACAAUAUCAUUUUGUCAAUUUGGUAAAAAGCUUGAAAAAUAAAAAGACUUAAAGCUUCACCAGUCCAUAACUCUAUGAAGUCAUUAUUGUAGUUUAUUUCUGUCAGGAUGGAUUGUGUGCUAAAUAGGUCUUUCUUGAAUUAGAUAAAUUCAUGUCAUUUUUUUAUUUAAUAAGUGUACUAACUGUCUUCUGAUAGUACUUGUAAUUUUGAGAAAUAAAACAGAAAUAACA
Messenger RNA from Megalobrama amblycephala (Wuchang bream), 2032 nucleotides. Its product is annotated as gastrula zinc finger protein XlCGF8.2DB-like. Gene Ontology annotation, molecular function: DNA-binding transcription activator activity, RNA polymerase II-specific; RNA polymerase II cis-regulatory region sequence-specific DNA binding. Bases 453 to 1712 code for a protein of 419 amino acids. The record is from RefSeq and is a predicted model, not a curated record. Gene Ontology annotation, biological process: regulation of transcription by RNA polymerase II. Gene Ontology annotation, cellular component: nucleus. NCBI's taxonomy places the organism in Eukaryota, Metazoa, Chordata, Actinopteri, Cypriniformes, Xenocyprididae. The transcript has 3 exons.